Molecule: messenger RNA, 906 nt
Organism: Tetrahymena thermophila SB210
Lineage: Eukaryota; Ciliophora; Oligohymenophorea; Hymenostomatida; Tetrahymenidae
Product: steroid 5-alpha reductase, carboxy-terminal domain protein
Exons: 2
Biological process (GO): lipid metabolic process
Molecular function (GO): oxidoreductase activity, acting on the CH-CH group of donors
Source: RefSeq, a predicted model, not a curated record
AUGCAAGAUAUAAAACAAAGAAAGAAUUAGGUAGAAGAACCUUCCGAAAAAACAAAGUAAUAAAAAGGUGAUGCUACUCCUACUGGGUAGACAAAGAGUGUUUAUACUUCCACUUAUCCUUCUGACCACCCUUUACAUAGGUUCAAAAAUUAUUUAAGUGUAGAUCUGAUAGGCGGACCUAAGUUACUUCAAAUGAAUUGGAUUAUCAAUUUAACAAAAGGAUUAACUCCAUUGUUUGUUGUAUUUCUUAUGUAUUAUUACCAAAACUUUUCUCUUGGAGCUUACUGCUACAUGAUUCUUCAUGGAUCUUAUGGAAUUUUAUGGUUAGUUAAGGAUUAUAUGUUCCCUGAUAAAUCUUUCUAAGUUAAGUAAACUAUUUUCUCUAGUGUUGUACUCCUAAUAGUUUUAUUUGGUUACUGGUCUAUUGGAUGGUAGAUUCUCAGUGGAAAAGGAAUCAAUGAACCUUCUAAUUCUAGAAUUACUGCUUGCACAAUGCUUUAUAUCUUUGGUGUUUCAAUGAUGCUUGUUUCUGAUGCACAAAAAUUCUAUACACUUAAAUACAAGUAAGGCUUAAUUAAUGAAGGUAUUUUUGCUCGUAACAGAAACCCUAACUAUUUGGGAGAAAUGUGCGUCUAUGGAUCUUUCGCUUUCUUAACUGGUGUUUGGGAAUCUUGGAUUCCUUUAGCUUUUAUGUGGAGCACUAUUUUCUUUAUGAAUAUGUAUUUAAAGGAUAUCUCUUUAAGCAGAAAGUAAGGUGGACCAGAAUAUAUUAAGAACAGCUACUUUUUCCUUUUUAAAGUAUUUGAUUCUGAUUUGCAUAAUAUCAUCUUUUAUGCUGCCUUCCUAAUAUUCGGAUACAUCGAUUAUUCAGUUGGAGGAGCUAUUACAUUGCUUAAAAACCAUUGA